Contarinia nasturtii (swede midge) is the source of this 4715-nucleotide messenger RNA. It is a transcript of the gene tn, whose product is annotated as RING finger protein nhl-1. The transcript is spliced from 19 exons. Gene Ontology annotation, biological process: protein polyubiquitination; proteasome-mediated ubiquitin-dependent protein catabolic process; negative regulation of translation. Gene Ontology annotation, molecular function: ubiquitin protein ligase activity; protein binding; metal ion binding. The record is from RefSeq and is a predicted model, not a curated record. The coding region runs from base 501 to 4409 and encodes 1302 amino acids. Lineage: Eukaryota; Metazoa; Arthropoda; Insecta; Diptera; Cecidomyiidae.
UUUCACAGAGUGCGCGUGCGACUAAUAAUUUCUAUUCUAGUCAUUCAUUUCGUGUCAUUUUCACCAGUUUUGAAGAAGUCUUCGAUCAACAAUCAUCUUUCACGACAGAAGUUUGAAAAAAAAAAGUCGAUAAAACUGUCAAAUUAGAAGGUUUAAAAAUAGUUCGGGUGUGUGUUUUAAUCGUUCCUUGCAAACGAUUACAAAUACGUGAAUUGAUUAAAUUGCUUUGAUAAUAAAAAUUCUAUUACAAAAACAGUGAAAUUAAGGUCGAAUUUAUGAAGCUAGCCGUUUGAAAUCCUAUCACGCCCAUGACGGCCACGACAUUGUGUAAAAUCGUAUUGAAUUUGAUAUACUUAAUCGAAGAAAUAAAGAAUAAAAGAUAACGGCAAAUAAAGUCACAUUUGGUGCCUCGGAUAAAUUAAACCACGUUGAACUUCGAACAUCCAACAAGAAAUAUUUAUAUUUUUUCAUUUUGAAUUCGAAAAAGAGUUUUAUAAAAAAUGGAACAUUUUGAACAACUACUUACGUGCUGUGUAUGCUUAGACCGGUAUCGCAAUCCAAAAUUAUUGCCAUGUCAGCAUUCAUUUUGCAUGGAACCAUGUAUGGAAGGAUUAGUUGACUAUGUACGUCGGCAAGUUAAAUGUCCUGAAUGUCGCGCCGAGCAUCGCAUUCCUUAUCAGGGUGUUCAAGCAUUUCCAACAAAUGUAACUCUGCAAAGAUUCUUAGAAUUACGUAUGGAAAUCACAGGUGAACCACCAGAUCCAACAUCAGGUCAGAUAAUGGAACGUUGUAAUGUAUGCUCGGAAAAGUCAUAUUUGUCACCAUGUGCCCACUGUGAGAAAAAGAUCUGUGAAGAUUGCAAAAGUGCACAUAUGGAUAUAUUGCGUCGCGAAAUCACACGCAUAAAUAGUCAAAUUCGCCGUGGAGUCAAUAGACUACAAGACUCAUUGGCCAUUGUAGAGAAAAAUACAUUAGGUUUACAAUCGAAUUGUUUAAGCGUUUCUGAGGAAGUUGAGGAGAUCUAUCGUCGUUUAAACAAAGCACUUAAAGAUCGCACUGAUUUUUUGCGCUCCGAAAUUGAUCGGUAUUUGAUGACAGAAUUGCGAAACUUGACAACUUUAAAAGAAAACCUCGAUCUAGAAAUUGGAAAUAUUCAAAGCAAUUGUGAUGUUGCCGAUAAAUACAUGAACGAAAAUAUCGAAUGGGAUGAUUGUGAAUUAAUGGAUACAAAGGAGAUUUUCUUACGCACGGUUGAGUUUUUGCGCAAUUUUGAAUAUGAAAAUACUGACUAUACGAGACGUGUGCGAUUUUUAAUGUCUAUCGAUCCAAAUCAACUGGUGAUGAAUGUUGCAACAUUUGGAGAUCUGAACAUUACACCAACUACCCAUUCAGCUGGAAUAAGUAGCGCUAGUAGUUCAUUACAACCACCUUCAGGGCCGGGUCUAAUGAGAUCAAAAAGCGAUCAUCGAUUGGCAACACAAUUCAGACAACAACAAGAAGAGCGUGGACUACGUGAUGAAGAUGAACCUGUAUUGUCCGGUCGUAAAUUUGGUGAACGUCCAAGUAGAACCAACGAACGUUAUGGAAAUGAUAGUGGAAGUCGAUAUCAAAGGGGUGGAAAUGAUUAUGAUUACGGAAACGACUAUGAUGAAUCUUCUCGCGCACCAAAAUCUCGUUUUCGGUCUAGAUUUGUUCGCAGCCACCAACAAGACGAUUCAGAUAAUGAACAAAACCGUGCUGUUCGCUUCCACGAAAAAGAAAAGGAAAAAGAACGUGAACGUGUUUUGGACACUGAAUUUGUUUCGCGUGGUAAUUUGAGUGGUAUCAUUCGCUUGGCCGAUUCGCCAAGAGUUAUGAAACGACUUCAAGAAAGUGAUCGACCAAAAAAAGAAAAGAAAGAAACACCACAGCCAAUUACACCAAAACAAACCGUACAAGCAAAACGUCCCACAACUGCACCAGCAGCUCAGCGUCAAAUGUCGGAAGAUGAAAUCGAUCGUAUUAAACGCCAAAACAAAGGUUCAACAUCGACCACAACCACUACACCCGUAGCACCUGUAACUGAACCCGAAAGACCAAUUGCUGAACGUGUUGCUGCUUUGAAAAGUCGAACAACAUCGAACAUUAGCAGCACGGCUAGCGAAGAAAGUGAUAAUAGUUCAGCAACAUCACCUGUACGUCGGACACCACCUCAUGCGACUGAGGCUGACACGGAUUCUGAUGGUUCAAUAACAUCUCAUCAACAGUCAAUAAAAACCGUAAGCGCUGGUGUACAGUCAGUGUCAAAAAAACCACCAACAACACGCUCUGGUAGUACGGAUUCUACAACAUCUACAGAAAGUUCAGCAUCAUCCACAACCGUUACAUCUACCGCACGGAAUGUCCAAAGCACUACAAAACAAACAACAAAACCCGAGGUACCGACUUCUUCCAGACCACGUGGUUCAAUCGAGUUGGUUGCUGAAAAAAAACCCUUCCAAAGUCGAUUUUUGCCAAAUCAUCAAACAAAUAAAAAAGAUGAUACCGAAAGCAGUAGCAGUGAGGAAGAAAGUACUAGUGAAGAAUCAGAUGAUGACGAAGAACAACAGAUGCCAAAAACUAAUACAACAGUAAAUGGUACUAGCCGUGACAAGUAUGGAAACCGAGCUUCACAAUCGCGUGAUUCACAUACGGAUGUAAAACGCAGUACUCGCGACGAAGUAAAUAAUUCGCGUGUGGGUGGUUACAGUAGUCCGACCUAUACACGAGACAGUGAUGAUUCAAAAUCUGCUGUUACUUCGUCACCACGAUCACGAGCAAACCAAAAUAACGAAUUUGAAGAUCAAAAUAAUCGCUAUGGAUCAGGAAGUAGUAGCUAUCAAAGCCGAUUUUUGAAUAAAAGCAAAAGUUCGGCCGUGGUUGCUUUGCAACAACCAUCAAUUGAUGAUGACACCAACACUGGUGAGGAUUCAGAUAACAAAUAUGGAACGGGUCGUUCAAGAUAUUUGGCGUUAAAAGAGAGACGCAGUCGGUUGGCAAGGAGUCGUUCAUCACAUUUAAUGGGAAACGAUGACGAUGAAAAACUUUCAAUGGAGCAGCCAGUUUCACCAACUACAGCUAGUCCAAAUGCUUAUCUUGCUUCAAGACGUUAUGGUGCAUCUGGAUUGUCAAGUGGAGCAACAGGAAGUAGUGGCAGCGAUCUUGCACGCAGUCGAUCAUCACAUGCUUUGAAAGCACGUGAAGCAUCUCCACUACGGUCUGUAACAACAUCAACAGCAAACGAUGAUAAAGAUGGGGCCGCACUUAGUUCAUGGGCGCGAUAUUUGAAAAAUAAAUAUGGUCAGGGUAGCCGAUCAAAAGACUCUUCGCGUGAUGCGAACUCCAUAUCUGCAAGUACUUCAACAGCAGGCACGAGUAGUAAUAGUUCCGCGUCCAGACGUUUAAGUUUAGGUCUCCCCUUACGACAGGCAAAUGAAAUCGCUAGUUCAGAUGACGAUUCAAAAAACGGGCCAGGCUCCCCUACCACUACGGCGGCAACAGGUAUAACGGGCGUUCCAGGAAUUUCACCUAGAACGCAAUACUUGCAAAAGAGACGCCAAUUAUUUCAACUUGGUGGCCGGGGGAGUGAGCCAGGAUGUUUUACAUGGCCAAGAGGCAUUGCUGUUGGUCCAGACAAUUCGAUCGUCGUAGCUGACUCAUCAAAUCAUCGAGUCCAAGUUUUCGAUUCGAAUGGUAUAUUUGUUAAGGAAUUCGGACAAUAUGGGAAUGGAGAGGGCGAAUUUGACUGUUUAGCUGGUGUUGCAGUCAAUCGUAUUGGACAGUAUAUAAUAGCAGAUCGGUAUAAUCAUCGAAUUCAAGUAUUGGAUCCACAGGGCAGAUUUUUACGUUCAUUUGGUACACAAGGCAUAGCCGAUGGAAAAUUUAACUAUCCAUGGGGCGUAACAACUGAUGUUCUCGGCUUUAUUUAUGUUUGUGAUAAAGAAAACCAUAGAGUACAGGUUUUUCAGUCAGAUGGUACAUUUGUUGGUAAAUUUGGCACAUGUGGAAAAGAAGAAGGAAAUUUAGAGCAUCCUCAUUAUAUAGCUGUGUCAAACACAAAUCGUGUUAUUGUUUCCGAUUCUAAUAAUCAUCGUAUACAGGUAUUUGAUGUGAAUGGACGUGUAUUGUCCACAUUCGGUACAGAAGGUUCCGAAGAAGGUCAAUUCAAAUUUCCAAGGGGUGUUGCCGUUGACGAUCAAGGUUAUAUCUGUGUUGCUGACUCUGGAAAUAAUCGGAUUCAGAUUUUUCAUCCAGACGGUAGCUUCUUGCGUGCCUUCGGCUCCUGGGGUUCAGGUGAUGCUGAAUUCAAAGGUUUGGAAGGUGUCGCCAUUAUGUCAAAUGGAAACAUAUUGGUAUGCGAUCGUGAAAAUCAUCGUGUCCAAGUGUUUUAGUUAUAUGCUACAAUGUAUUGACAAUUUAGUUAAUAUCAUUUACAAUGCAACUGCAAAUAUUCACAUUAGUACUAAAUAACUAAGUACUUAAAUAUUUAUAAAAGGCAAAAUAAAGCUCAAAAUUGAUACUUUCUUACUUGACCAAAAUAAUGAAUAUUUGAUGAAAAGUAGAAAGAUAUUUUCACUAUAUCAAUCACGUUGUAUAUGUGUAAUACAUAUUUAUUAUUUUCUACCCCGACUUUGCAAAAUAUUGUACAGUUCAUUCUAAAUUUUGGUGAGAAUAAAUCAAAUUUUACAUGGUGAAAA